CUUUACGCUGCAAUCUGCCCCUCUGUUCAUCCACAUUUCGACUUUCUCAUCCUCUCCUCGACAGUCGUAAUGGUCCGCCUAUCCAUCCCCUCCAUCCCCGUGAGGCCACCCCGGCCUCCCAGCGCUCUGGACCUUCUCCCCCUCCCCGCAGCCGGCGAGCACCUCGCCUCCUUCCUGGAACGGGGCAAGGGCCGCACACUGGCGAUCACAGGCGCUGGCGUGAGCGUUGACAGCGGGAUCAGAGCCUACCGUGGCGAAGAGGGGCGAUACUUGAAUCCCAACUACUCACCCAUCUUUUACUCCGAGCUCAUCGAGGACUCGCCGCGCGGCGAGCUGUUCAGGAAGCGAUAUUGGGGCCGCUCCUUCCUGGGUUAUCCGCCCGUGCGCGACGCAAAGCCGAACCCGACGCACAUCUACAUCGCGGCGCUGCAAGCGCUGGGGCUUGCGCCGGGCCUCAUCACGCAGAACGUGGACAACUUGCACCGCAAGGCGCUGCGGAUCGUGCACGACGCCAUGCGGCGGCACGGCGUCGAGCCGAGUGCGGCGCUGCGCCCGCCCCUGCGUCUCGGCUCGUCCAUGUCCGACCCGGCGUCGAUGCCGGCCCCCACGUCGAUCGGGAGCGCAGUCACCCCCAUCCUCGAGCUGCACGGGACGCUCGCGCGCGUCCACUGCCUCCGGCACGGGCACGAGGGGCACGAGCAGUCGCGCGACGACUGGCAGGACCAGUUGGCGGCGCGCAAUCCCAUCUGGGCGGCUGAGGCCGCGUGGGCUGCUGAAACGGGGAAUAUGCCGCGGACCAACCCCGACGGAGACGUCGAGCUGCCCGGCGCAGACUACAACAAAUUCAACGUGCCGGCGUGCGCGCUGUGCGUUGCUGAGGGAACGGAGAAGUCGAUCGUGAAGCCCAACGUGAUCUUCUUCGGAGAGACGCUGCCGCCGGCGGUACGGGACAAGUCCUUUGAAUUGGUGGAGGCAGCGUCUUCUCUUCUCAUUAUGGGAACUACGCUCGCCACAUACUCGGCCUUCAGGUUGAUCAAGGCUGCACGAGAGCAGGGCAAGCCCGUGUUCAUGAUCUCGCUCGGCCCGUCGCGCGCCGACGACCUCGACGGUGUCCAGAAGAUGGAGCGCGUAGCAGGCCCCGUGCUUCGCGCCUUCCUCGACGACUACUUGACAACAAACUCAGGACCGAAAGUCGACGCCGUUAAGAGCAUCCUUGACGCGGGUGUCGUUGUCGGGUUGCCGAGGAAGGACGUUGUCUCCGCCGGCACGCCGUCCAACCCCGGUGAAGAGGUUGCCCGCUCAUGAUAGAUUAUAGAAGACUUAUACUUGCAUUGUUGUCUGCCAUCUUAUGCACGGCCUCACGCGGCGCUCUCAGGAGAGCGCGGCAUCGAGAUCAUCUCGGCAUCGCUCUCGCU
Molecule: messenger RNA, 1415 nt
Organism: Cutaneotrichosporon oleaginosum
Lineage: Eukaryota; Fungi; Basidiomycota; Tremellomycetes; Trichosporonales; Trichosporonaceae
Source: RefSeq, a predicted model, not a curated record